AUUUUUAAUCAGCGUGAUACUCGAUCAUUUUUAAUCUGCUUUCACCAUUGGAGGUAAGCUGUGAGCUGUUAAACCACUGAUGAUUUUUAUGAUCACACUUUAUUUGACAUGUAUCAUCUUUUAUUAUUUUUGAAUUCAUUAGUUUCAAGUUUCUUUAGUGUGCAUUUCCUUUUUAUGUAUAUAUAAAUUGUAUCUUCAUGCUUUCUGCAUCCGAUUAUCACUGUUACUGAUUUCAUUAUUAUUUCAGAAAUGGUCAAUCACAGUAAAAGGCGUAACUUUUAAUUACUUUUUUUUUUUUGUUUCCUCGAAAAGAAGAGAGGUAUCUGCUAGGCUAAGCCUAGUGAAUAGCUAUUUAGUAUCAAUGUUUGCAGCUCAUAAGAUCACAUAAUUACAUGCACAUGCAAUUGAUAUCAGUUUCUUAUUCUACGAGAUGAUAAAUUCUUAUGUACAGGACUCUUUUUUUUUUUUUUGGUUUCGGUUGAAGAGGGGGGUAUCUGCUAAGCUAAUCCUUUUACUUAAUGCUUAGUUAUUUGGUAUUGAUGUCUGCAGCUCAUAAGAUCACAUAAUUACAUGCACAUUAAAUUGAUAUCAGUUUUUCAUUCUCUCGAAUUUGUUUCCAGUAAGAUAUGUCUACAUCUGGUGAGCCUGUGAAAAUUGAAAGGGCUGUCAAGGUUGAAGAAGACAAAGAAGGACAGAAUGGAUUCUUCGGGACUAUUAAGGGGUUUAUCCAUGAUAUAGGAGAGAAGUUGGAGGAUAAAGUAGGAUUCGGGAAACCAACUGCAGAUUUUGUAGCGAUUCAUAUCCCUAAAAUGAACCUUAAAAUGGCUGAAAUUGUUGUUGAUGUGCUUGUGAAGAAUCCAAAUCCUAUUCCAAUCCCUCUUGUUGACAUAAACUACUUGAUUGAAAGUGAUGGAAGGAAACUGCUUUCUGGCUUAAUCCCUGAUGCUGGAACCAUCCAUUCACAUGGUUCAGAGACUAUUAAGAUCCCAGUGUGUCUUAUUUACGAUGACAUUAAGAGUACGUAUGGAGACAUACAUCCUGGAAACAGAAUUCCUUACAAGGUCAAGAUUGACCUCAUUAUGGAUGUGCCUGUCUUUGGCAGGCUAACUUUACCAAUGGAGAAAAGUGGAGAGAUCCCUGUGCCAUAUAAACCUGAUAUUGAUGUUGAGAAAAUAAAAUUUGAAAGCUUCUCGAUGGAAGAAACGGUUGCAAACAUCCAUUUGAAACUGGAGAACAAGAACGAUUUUGAUUUGGCACUGAAUUCAUUAGACUAUCAGGUUUGGUUGGGUGACAUUAAUGUUGGUGGUGCAAAAUUGUCUAAAUCUGCCAAGAUCGAUACAUGUGGUAUAACUUACAUUGAACUUCCCAUCAGCUUUAGGCCUAAGGAUUUUGGAUCAGCUCUCUGGGAUAUGAUUAGGGGAAGGGGUACUGGUUACACAAUGAAAGGAAACAUUGAAGUGGACACACCCUUCGGACCAAUGAAGUUACCUAUUAGCAGGGAGGGUGGCACCACACGCCUUAAAAAGAACAAAGAAAACGGAUGCAAUGAUGAAGAUCAAGAUGAUGAUGAUGAGGACUGAACUGAUUGCAGUCUCGGGACAGUCGCCUUUGUCUUCUGUGGCUGAUGAAGGUUUGAUAUAUUUGCAAAAUUGCAAGAAUUUGAACUUGAGCCAUUAUUUCCAGACUAUAAAUUUUGUCAACUAGCCUUGUUUUGGAUUACAAUUUUUUAAUCUUUUGAUGAGUACUGGGAUGUUAAAUGUAUUGCCAUUUGCGGUUUCUUUUUUUAUUCAAGACAUUCAUGUGCUGACAAUCUGACA
Molecule: messenger RNA, 1817 nt
Organism: Daucus carota subsp. sativus
Lineage: Eukaryota; Viridiplantae; Streptophyta; Magnoliopsida; Apiales; Apiaceae
Product: desiccation-related protein At2g46140
Exons: 2
Coding region: 627-1580 (317 amino acids)
Biological process (GO): response to desiccation
Cellular component (GO): cytosol
Source: RefSeq, a predicted model, not a curated record